GCAGGGAAUGGCUACAUCACGACGCAGACCCUCCGGGAGAUCCUCCGGGAGCUGGACGACAAACUGACGGACGACGAGCUGGACGAGAUGAUCGGCGAGAUCGACACGGACGGGUCCGGGACCGUCGACUUCGACGAGUUCAUGGAGAUGAUGACGGGAGAAUAGAACUCGCUGGCUCUCUCUCGCUCCGGGAAUCUUUUCUUUCUUCAUUUGACGACAGGAUCUUUUGUUUGAGUCGAUCUCUGCGGAUGUUGUCGGUGUGAACCAUCCGUCGGACGACCUGGACUGCCAGAUUCUCCUCUCACCCUCGAUGAUAACCAGGACACAUUUGGCGUGAUCACAUUCUCAACCAUCAGGGAUGUCACAUUUCUCACAGUCUUUCUCUCGUGUUGAUGAUGAUAAUGACGAUGUGCAAUGCAUUUUCCUUGUGGCCGC
Molecule: messenger RNA, 435 nt
Organism: Darwinula stevensoni
Lineage: Eukaryota; Metazoa; Arthropoda; Ostracoda; Podocopida; Darwinulidae
Source: the annotation of a GenBank genome assembly